Octopus bimaculoides (California two-spot octopus) is the source of this 1128-nucleotide messenger RNA. RefSeq lists its product as uncharacterized. NCBI's taxonomy places the organism in Eukaryota, Metazoa, Mollusca, Cephalopoda, Octopoda, Octopodidae. The record is from RefSeq and is a predicted model, not a curated record.
ACAAAAAAAAAUAAUAAUAACUUUAGAAAACUUCAGCUUUUCAGGUUCUACACUCGAGAAUGUCUCCAAAAGCAAUAGCGCUGUGUAUUGGUGCGGUAAUGGCGGUGGCCAUAAUCGCAACACUUUUGGCCACUUCCAUGAAGAAAUUGCAGACAUAUGAAGUUGGUCUCAUCUACAACAAAAUUACCAAAAAACUCCAUGACAAUCCAAAGUUUGAAGGACUUCAUCUUGGACCCCCUGGUUUCAGUUUUAUCAUAUUCCCUAAUGUUUACCAAACCAAGACCUUCAAUGGCAUAAUGUGUCUGAACCAGAAUGGAGUUCGUAUUAUUUUGGAUGUUUCCUGCCAAUUCAAAAUCCAGCUUCAUUCAAUGAAGAAAGUCAUCAAAGAGUUUAAGGACUUCGAAGGAUUGAAAAGGGUGCUACAGUAUGCAGGUAAGCAAUGUACAAGUAGCAGUAGGAGUGGUGCUGGUAGUAGUAGUAGUAGUUGUAGUUGCAGUUUUAGUGGUAAUUGUAGUUGCAGUUUUAGUGGUAAUUGUAGUAGGUUGUGGUGUUCAUCAGUUGACUUCUUUGGAGUCAACAACAUCAGACGUCCUAAACCAUAUGAAAAAGCCAUUCGGGAGAAAGAAAGAGCGAGAGAAGAUAUAUUGGUGGCCAAACAAGAACGACCGAAACAGUUGAUUGAAGCGGAAACAAAAAUGAAAGAAGCAAUAGCCGUUUCUAAUAUCACUUUGGAGAAAGCCAGGUCGAGGGCAAGAAUCAAGAAGAAACAAGCUGAGGCAGAGGCCAGUGCCAUCAUUAUACAAUAUCAGAAAGAAGCAGAAUCUCUCCAAAAUGUCUUGUCAUCUGAAGGCCUUAAUUACACUAACGAAGGGUUCCUGCAAUAUAUGGCUAUCCGCAUAAUCUCAUCACUUAACAGUCCUCUCCAUGUUGGAAUGAAUCUGCCAGAAAAUCCAAAUUUGAUUCCGUUUAGGGUCCUACCACCUCCAAUACAAUAAAAAAUAGUCUCUUAUGAUUAAAAUAUUGAGGCAUACUGGUUGUAGAGGAGAAAUAAUUGGUUAGUUAAUUAAACUAUUAAUUACCAUGAAAUUUAUAAGAAAUUAAAUAAAUUUUACUCUAAUUAUUAAAAAA